GGCUGCUAGUGUGAAUCCUCUUAACUCGAGCGGUCAGAUUGACUGUUCUUUUUCAUGCUGGAUGAGUUCAGAAGCUUAAUUUAUCUAUUAGCACAGUCAUUCCUGUGCCAGUAAUAUAACACCUCUCCUUUAUGUAAUCCUUCCCUUGCUUCAGCCAGCUGAUGAAAAGCCAAAAAGCACAACUUCUGAUGGAACUGGCUGUAAGUUCAAGCAGAGGAAUGAAGUUGAAGGAUAUUGGAAACAGUAGGACAGAAUAAAUUGUGUUUGGUGUGGAGGAAGAUUUGAUAUGAGAGAUGGAAUUGUGAAUUAAAAAAAUGAUACCUUAUCUUCUGUUGAUUGAAUGAGAGAAAUGGGUUAGUAGAAAUCUGGGUCAGUAGUUAAAAUUAUCUUAGCGAUGAUCGUAAGAUUUAAGUCUUUCACGUUGGAAUUACAAAAGCAAUCCUAAUUAAGUGCUGAGACUUCCAUAUUGGAAAGUACUUAUAAAGGUACUCUGAUAUUUGUACUACUGGGGGGCUGCCUUUAUGUUUGAACCUGAUGGAAUUACUUGACCCAGUAUCCUGGUAUAUCCUGUUUUCUGGCAGUGGGAUUCCUGCAACUGCUGUGCGUUCACAUAAGCAAUGAAAAAUGCCGGUAAAUAAAUCAUAUAUUCAGAGAAGAACACAAUCAGAUUGAAAACAGUUGCUGAGGCAUUUGUUACAUUGCCUGCAGCCUGUUUUUACAUACUGCAGUGAGAGGUUGAGUAAGUGGUCUCUGGAGACUUGGUGUUCUGCACAGCCCUUUGGUUUUUUUUUUCCCUUUAAACCCAGCACUGGCUACAUGGGAGUGCUAUGCAGGACAGCAUGCAGCGUGUCAGCUGACCUGAGUAUUAGUUUCAUGGUACAGGAGGAAAUGAAGUGUUUGAUUCCAAAAGUUUUCCCUUCUUCGGUGCAAUGAGCUCUGGGAUUGAAACUUUAGUGGAGGAGCUUUGCUCCAAGCUGAAAGACCUUCAGAGUAAGCAAGAGGAGAAGAUUCACAAAAAGUUAGAAGGCUCAUUGUCUCCUGAGGCUGAUUUAUCUCCCACAGCAAAGGAUCAAGUAGAAAUGUACUAUGAAGCAUUUCCUCCUCUUUCUGAAAAGCCAGUUUGCCUGCAGGAAAUUAUGACUGUAUGGAAUAAAUCCAAAGUAUGCUCUUACUCUAGCUCCUCAUCUUCAUCCACUGCUCCACCAACUAGCACAGAUACAUCUUCUCCAAAGGACUGCAAUAGUGAAAGUGAAGUAACUAAAGACCGAAGUAAUAAAGUACCUGCCGCUGUGCACGAAAGAACCCAGCAGAAGAAAAGUAAAAAUGAGAAAGAAAACAAGUUUAGUAAUAAUGCUGUUGAGGAUAAGCCUGUUUUGUAUAAAAAACAAGUCCGACAUAAGUCUGAAGGAAAGAUGCGUCCUCGCUCCUGGUCAUCGGGAUCCAGUGAGGCUGGCUCGAGUUCUAGUGGUAAUCAAGGUGAAUACAAGGCAUCAAUGAAAUGCAUUAAAGUAAGACACAAAACAAGAGAGGUUCGAAAUAAAAAAGGGCGUAAUGGGCAAAGCAGGCUUGCAGUGAAAUCUGGUGAAAAGGCCGAUAGAAAAGUCCACAGCGGGAGCAGUAGCAGCAGCAGCAGCGGGUCCAUCAAACAGCUGUGCAAAAGAGGUAAAAGGCCAUUCAAAGAAAUUGGAAGAAAAGAAGCUGGCGGUAAUGACGGAAAAGAUUUGUACAUAGACAGCAGAAAUGAGAAGGAAUAUAAAGAAGAACCCUUGUGGUAUACUGAGCCGAUUACAGAGUACUUUGUUCCUCUUAGCAGAAAAAGCAAGCUGGAGACUACAUACCGCAACAGAGAAGAUAUAUGUGGCAUAACAUCAGAAGCUGUAGAAGAGUUGUCUGAAUCAGUGCAUGGUCUUUGUAUUAGCAACAAUUAUGUUCAUAAAACAUACCUCGCAGCAGGUACUUUCAUCGAUGGUCACUUUGUAGAAAUGCCUGCAGUUCUAAAUGAGGAUAUUGACCUCGCUGGGACCUCAGUUUGUUCUCAACCAGAGGACGACAAAUAUUUAGAUGAUGUUCAUCUGUCAGAACUAACACACUUCUAUGAAGUGGAUAUUGAUCAAUCCAUGUUGGAUCCUGGUGCCUCAGAUACGAUGCAAGGGGAGAGUCGGAUUUUAAAUAUGAUUCGACAAAAGAGUAAAGAAAAAAAUGAUUUUGAGGCAGAAUGUUGCAUAGUGUUAGAUGGAAUGGAGUUGCAAGGGGAAAGUGCAAUAUGGACAGAUUCAACCAGCUCUGUUGGUGCUGAAGGGUGGUUCUUGCAAGACCUUAGUAAUUUAGCUCAAUUUUGGGAGUGCUGUUCAUCUUCUAGUUCUGGCGAUGCAGAUGGAGAAAGUUUUGGAGGAGAUUCUCCUAUCAGAUUCUCCCCCAUCUUAGACAGCACAAUGCUUAAUUCACAUAUGCUUGCUGGCAAUCAAGAGCUCUUUUCAGAUAUUAAUGAAGGGUCUGGUAUAAACUCUUGUUUUUCAGUGUUUGAAGUGCAAUGCAGUAACUCUGUUUUACCGUUUUCUUUUGAAACACUCAACUUGGGAAAUGAAAAUGCAGAUUCUAGUAGCACUGCUAAUAUUCUUGGGAAAACACAGUCUAGGUUGCUAAUAUGGACCAAAAAUAGUGCCUUCGAUGAAAAUGAACACUGUUCCAAUCUUUCAACGAGAACUUGUAGUCCAUGGUCACACUCGGAAGAAACACGUUCAGACAAUGAGACUUUAAAUAUUCCAUAUGAAGAAUCCACACAAUUUAAUGCAGAAGAUAUUAAUUAUGUAGUUCCUAGAGUGUCUUCGGGUUAUGUAGAUGAAGAAAUUCUAGACUUUUUGCCAGAAGAAACCUGCCAGCAACAAGCGAGAACUUUAGGAGAAAUGCCCGCUUUGAUUUUCAAAAAGAAAUCUAAGCUAGAAUCUGUCUGUGGUAUUCAGCUAGAGCAAAAAGCAGAAAGUAAAGACUUCGAAACUACACAGGGGUGUAGUGCAAGCAGUCCGCAUGAAGAUGGCUACAGCUCAGGGGUUAUUAAAGAUAUUUGGACAAAUAUGACAGACAGAAAUUCUGCGGCGAUGUUAGAAAUAGAAGGAGUAGAAGAUGAAUUGUUUUCAACAGAUGUAAAUAACUAUUGCUGCUGUUUGGAUACAGAAGCAAAAGUCGAAACCCUCCAGGAGCCCAAUAAAGCAGUGCAGAGAUCAGAGUAUCACCUUUGGGAAGGUCAAAAAGAGAAUUUAGAGAAGAGAGCGUUUGUCUCAAAUGAUUUAUCAAAAGUAGAUGGUGGUGACUAUACUACACCGUCGAAACCUUGGGAUGUUAACCAAGAUAAAGAAAACUCAUUUAUACUUGGUGGUGUGUAUGGGGAGCUGAAAACAUUUAACAGUGAUGGAGAAUGGGCAGUGGUGCCCCCUAGUCACUCGAAAGGAAGCUUAUUGCAAUGUGCAGCUUCUGAUGUGGUGACAAUUGCUGGUACGGAUGUUUUUAUGACUCCGGGUAAUAGCUUUGCCCCUGGUCAUAGGCAAUUAUGGAGGCCAUUUGUAUCAUUUGAACAGAGCGAUCAAUCGAAGAGUGGAGAUAAUGGAUUAAAUAAGGGUUUUUCUUUUAUCUUCCAUGAAGACUUACUGGGAGCUUGUGGUAACUUUCAAGUUGAAGAACCAGGGCUUGAAUACUCAUUCUCUUCCUUUGACCUGAACAAUCCAUUUUCUCAAGUUCUUCACGUAGAGUGUUCGUUUGAACCAGAAGGAAUCGCAUCCUUCAGCCCUAGUUUUAAACCUAAGUCAAUUCUGUGCUCUGAUUCAGACAGUGAGGUUUUACACCCCAGAAUAUGUGGUGUUGAUCGAACGCAAUACAGGGCAAUAAGGAUUUCUCCAAGGACUCACUUUCGCCCAAUUUCUGCAUCUGAACUUUCUCCAGGUGGUGGAAGUGAGUCAGAAUUUGAGUCAGAAAAAGAUGAGGGAAGUAUUGCUGUCCCUUCUCAAGUAGAUGUGUUUGAGGAUCCACAAGCGGAUCUCAAACCUCUGGAAGAAGAUGCAGAAAAAGAAGGGCAUUAUUAUGGAAAAUCAGAGCUCGAAUCUGGAAAAUUCCUUCCCAGAUUAAAGAAGUCUGGAAUGGAGAAGAGUGCACAAACAUCAUUGGAUUCCCAAGAAGAGACUGCUGCGAUUUUACCAGCAGGAAGCCAAGAUCCAUGUUUAGAAUGCAGUAUGAAAGAAUCCCUAGAUGGGAGGGUGAUGGAGAGCUCUAAAGUAAACUGCAGAAUAGUGGAGCCGCGAGAGGAGACUAGCAGGUUUUGCAGUUGUAAAGCAGAAUGCCGUUUCCCCACUUAUGAAGAUAAUCCUGUUUCUUCAGGAGAGCUUGAAGAGUUUCCUGUAUUGAAUACUGAUCUGCAGAGAAUGAGUGGCAGCCAGGAAAAGCAGUGCUGGUGGGAAAAGGCGCUCUAUUCUCCCCUUUUUCCUGCGUCACAGUGUGAAGAGUGUUACACAAAUGCCAAGGGAGAGAAUGGUGUGGGAGAAUUUGCAGAUGUAAAGGAGAUACCCAAUGAUGAUGAACACCUUUUAGAUUUUAACAUGGUUUCUUCUGUUUAUGAAGCAAGAUGUGCAGAUGAUAUCAACGCCGAGGCAAAACCAAACGGCUUCAGGAAGAAGAUCUACUCCAGUGAUAGCUCCAGCUCUGAGGACACCGCUUCGGAAGGUGGCAGCGAAUGGGCCGAUCCGUGUGAGGAGGAGCUUUUUUCUCGAACUCAACUCUAAAAACUGCAGAGUAGGACGGAUGACUUAAAAGUAACGUGAGGUGGAAAACUAUCCUUCUUUGAGGGUCUGUAGCUCUAAAACAACAACUUGAGUUUCCUCUUCAGUUAAUGGAUUCAGAUGUGUAUUUAUCUUUCUCUUCUUGCUUAUUUUAUAGAUGAGGACACAGCUGUCCCGUUGAAGAUUUUUUUCACCCCCAAACUGUUAAAUUCUUGGCUAUUUGAACUAGACUAGAUUGUGUUGUUAAAUCAAGAAUGGAUGUGCAUGUGCUUGUCUUAGUAGUACCACUGCUUUUUUGCAUCUUAAUUGCAGUUAUUUUCAUUCGUAACUGUAGCCCUACCACUACUGCUAUCUUCUUAGCAUCGCAGUGUCUACAAGUACUUCUGCUGUUCAGAGACUUUAGCUUUUGGCACAUUAGGCUUUGUUCUUUAAGAACCGGGAGAUAAAUACUUAACACUGUAAUCUAUCAGUGCCUUUCUGAAUGCAGGAGAAAAGCAUGAAUGACUUGUCCGGUCUUCAUUCAGUAAAUCUCAUGACUUUGAAGUAGGAACAACAGGGUUGUGCUUUAGAGACUUACAGAAACUGUGUUUUCUCUCCUAUGAUUCCCUUUCUCCCCCCUCCCGCAAACCAACGCUGAGGUUACCAUGGUUUGUAUUUUUGCUAACUGGAGUAGCCAAGGAUUUUUUGUAGGUAUGGAGGCAAUGUGGUUUUUCUUUUUUUUUUNUUUUUUUUUUUUUUUUUUUUUUUUUUUUUUUUUUUUUUUUUUUUUUUUUUUUUUUUUUUUUUUUUUUUUUUUUGUCCUUUUUAGCAACUUGCCGACGUGGGGCGGUUUAAAAAGAAGUAACACCAAAAAUAAUAAACCACUGUGGUGAUGUGUGGGUCGUUUUGAACCUUGUAACAAGUAAUGAGAAUGUUGUCUUGUUGCAAACGAUGGCGUUCUUGUAACCUGCAAAAGCAUUCGAGACUGAAUUUGAGCCUGAGUGACUGAACCGAUCUCAAAUGCUGGGUGUGCUCCGUGUUUUAAGUGCGAAGGGUCAGUGCUUCACUUGAGAGAAAUCCUGUGGCUGCUGCAGUUAGCUGCUGUUGUGGCUGUAAUUUAGUAAACCUCGUAGUUCAUUUUGUGUUUCUGAGAGAAUGCGUGGGGCAAGUUACGUGUGUGGUGGGUGGGGGUAGGGCAAGUGAUGAUUUCCAACAUACCUGUGUGAUUGCAGUAGUGACUGUUGCUUUAUGUGACUUGCUUUUCGAUUUUAUUUUGUUAACUUAGAAAGUCAAUACAUUGUCAAGUUGCAUCUGUACAAAGGUAUCGACUCCUUGUGCUUUUAACACAUUAUGCAAAAUGUAUAAGCCAGGAGGAGCAAUAUUUGCAAAACUAAACGUUCUUAGUUUUCACCGACUCGUAGUUAAAAACCAACAACAAAGAACUAAUUAUACAGUAGCAGCAUGUCUAUAACAGCGGAAAGUGCAGAAAGUCCAAUACUGACUUGAAAAGCUUAACCAUUAAUUUUGACAGGCAAUAAACAUCACGUGAGAACUGUAGCUGUUUGAAACGUGAGCUGAACUGGCUUUGAAAUAUGUUCUGUGCUAGGAAGGCUUUCUGAAUAACCGGGUUUUGUUGCCUUUAUUAAAUUGAUAGCGGAUGAAUUGAAACGCGUGGUUAGGAAACCACGCCACGCUUGGUGCGACAUCGUAGUUGAGUUCCUCACCUAAAAUUGGCUCAGCCUGUCCCUACCCUGGGGCUUUCUUUGGGUCCUCCUGUUGAGCUACGUUUUAGGGUUUGUAUUGAUACAACAAAUCUUUUGACACUUUACAGUUUCUUUUCUUAAUUUAUUUGCAGACUUUGGAGAGAUUUUUAUAUAUUUUACUUUCUUCUGGAGCUUCCUUGAGAGCUUGUUUAGCACCUGCACUGAGAACUAGUUAUAACUGUAACAUGAAAGUAAACGAGAGCUUUACACGUAAAUUCUUCAGAUCACUGCAGUGAAGAAUGGAAUAGAACUUCAUUCAAGAACAAGAAAUGAUCAAAUGGACAUAUUUCAAACACAAACUUCAGCUCAGUUAAUUUUGGCUGGAGCUGCUUCUUUGGUAAGAAAGGGCUCAAAAAUCACAAAGGUGUUGCCUAUAGUUACGUUGUGGUAUGUAAUAAUUCCAGCACCUUUGGGGAAAAUAAAAUCGUAUUUUGAGCUUGGGCAAUAACAAAUUGUCUGUACUUGUUUUCAUAGUUUACUGGCUAAAGCUCUAAAGCUUUCAGUGAGAAGUGAAGUGUGGUUUUUAGUUUUUCUGUAUGGAUAGAAACACAAAACAACAACAAAAAGCAUUAAAGGUUGGCAUACGCUGAACCGCACUGUGGUAUGAAGCGCAUUGCAUAUCCAUAGCACUGAAGUAUCAGUUUUCCAUUCCUGGGCUGAAAUUUGUUUCUACUUUUUGCUUCAAGUGGUUGUAUUGUUCUGAUUUCACGUACACCAGAGUAACUGAUUUUGUUUUCUUGUGGAGUUACUUAACACCAAAUAAAAAUAUAAAAGGACAAUUGGA
Messenger RNA from Coturnix japonica (Japanese quail), 7289 nucleotides. RefSeq names its product KIAA0232 ortholog. NCBI's taxonomy places the organism in Eukaryota, Metazoa, Chordata, Aves, Galliformes, Phasianidae. The record is from RefSeq and is a predicted model, not a curated record.